Messenger RNA from Rhizopus microsporus ATCC 52813, 1170 nucleotides. RefSeq lists its product as uncharacterized. Gene Ontology annotation, cellular component: plasma membrane. Gene Ontology annotation, biological process: intracellular protein localization. The record is from RefSeq and is a predicted model, not a curated record. The transcript is spliced from 3 exons. NCBI's taxonomy places the organism in Eukaryota, Fungi, Mucoromycota, Mucoromycetes, Mucorales, Rhizopodaceae. Bases 56 to 952 code for a protein of 298 amino acids.
CUCUCUCUCUUUCUCUCUCUUUUGUCUUUUUUAUAUUAAUUCAUAUAUACACCCAAUGUCACAAGAUGUGCAUGCUGAUUUACCAACACUAGAUCAAGUGCUCACCAGAAAGACAUUACCACCAGUCUGUUUAUAUAACUUUUAUAUUGUUAUGAGAGAUAGACUAAAGAUGGAAGAGAUACUAGACUUUUAUCUAGACUUACAACAUCAUGAAUUAUUAUGGAGAAAAUAUGUCAAAGCCAUGCAUCGUACAGGGCAUUUAUCUGAGGAUGAUCUAAGUGAAGGAUAUCAAUCUCCUAGACUAUUGAGUCGUUUAUCCCAUUCACCUCAACAAGAAGAAGCCGAGAAGAUACCCAGCCGUAAAGAGUUGGCAGAAUCAGCACAACGAUUAUUAUUAAGAUACCUGGUACCAUCUGCAACAAAAGAAGUAACCCAAUUACCGUCUGAACUAAGGGCAUCCCUUGUUAAAGACUUACAAAAGUCUGAAGCAAGAGAUGAUCCUUUAUUGUUUGCAGAAGCUAAACAGUACACACUUGAGUAUAUGCAACGAUUUGCUUAUCCAAAGUUUCUAAGAUUAAAAGCAUGGGGGAAUGUUACGCUCUAUCAGCAGCUGGGAAGAUUGGUUAUUGGUUUAGUCUGUUUGCUGGCAGCAUUGACUACAUCACUUUGUUUUAUAUUCCUAGAUUAUCCACAAUGGGGCACACGAUUUUGGAUCCUAUUACCUUUCUGGCUUGGAAUCUAUAAUAUGUUGGUAUUCUUGACUGGAUUAGAUCCUCUUUGGGUCCUUGUAUUCAAUAAGAGUGAGACUACGACAUUUAAAUUCAACUCAAUUAAGCAACCACAAGUCAAACGUAUCUUGGUAUCAAGGUCUAUUUGGCAAUUAGCUCAGAGUAUUAUCAUUUCUAUAAUUUGUACUAUUAUCUUUUGUGCUAUUCCACCUCAUCGUCUAUAACCCUACUUUAUACGCGUGUGUAAUUAAAAUACAUCUAUUUUUAAUAAUGAAAACAAGAAUUAUAUCAAUCAUUCACUACAUGACAAGUAGUAGCGGUAGUGAUGAUACUAUUUUGGAUGUCAAAAGCAGUCAUUGAAAUUUCAUUUUUUUUUUUUCUAAAGAAUAAAUAUGAUCAUUUUACUGGUCUUUUUCAUUCUUUUUCUUUUUUUCUAUCAUGU